AACAACUAUGGCCUGUAAUAAUAUACUACAUAAUUAAACACGGCGUAAUCUUAUCGACGCUUGCUCAGAGACUCCGUUGACAUUAUUUUUGAUGUGCUGUGCCAGCGGAAGUCUAAGAAGGCAGUUGGCAAAACAGCAGCAAUCCAGACGGAAGCGAAGCGCCCAUCAUGCGAUCUAAAGAUCUCAUAUCCAUAACAGAUACCGAACGAGAACUGGCCAGUUUUGCAGUACAGGAUCAAAGUAACUAUGGGGCUUGCCUCGAGGACUUGCAACUGUUUGCCCAACUGGAAGAUAUCUCCGGAGAAAGAGUGCCAUUGGAGAUGGAGCUGCUCAAAUCAAGCUCGGAAUUCGAUUUAUUAGAUCUGAUGAAUGGGGCUCUUCCGAAUCAGGACACAACUGAACCGAAAUCACUAGACACAUGUAAGCCCAAGCGAGCACCACCAACAAGACGCAACCCGAAAGCUGGAAAGGAUCAUAUCUGCGAUGUCUGCAACAGACGCUUCUCGGAGGCAUACAAUCUGCGCAUCCAUAAGAUGACCCACACAGACGAGAAACCUCAUGUGUGUGAAGACUGCGGCAAGGGAUUCCGGCAGCUAAACAAACUUCGCAUCCAUGCAGUGACCCACACGGCGGAGCGGCCGCAUAAGUGUGACAUUUGCGACAAGGGAUUCCGGUAUGCCAACUAUCUUACUGUCCAUCGAAGAUUGCAUACCGGAGAAAAACCGUAUCCGUGUUUGGUCAAGGACUGUCAAAUCUCUUUCCACUCCAUUCACGCCCGUCGCGUUCACACGAAGCUUAGGCAUUCGGCUGUAACGGAUCCAGAUACCGAUCAUCCGCUGGAGGAACAAGAACAACGGGAGACGAUUGCUCUUAGUUUCACCUGUCCGGUUUGUAGCCGAGUUCUUACGGAUCACUGCUACCUGAGCAUCCACCUAAAGAGGCAUUAUAACCAACGUGAUUUCGCCUGUCCGCAGCCCCAUUGCAGCAAGAGAUUCUUUAGCGCCUCGGAGCUUAAGCACCAUCAGAUUGCCCACUCUCAACUGCGUCCUUUUGCCUGUCCACUCUGUCCGGCACGAUUCCUGCGCAAAUCGAAUCACAAACAACACCUCAAGGUGCACGAACGUUAAGUAAUACUAGGAAGCUAAAAUCUAAUAUUUCAAUUUAAAAUUUAAGUCUUAUUACUUUAGAAAAAGAUGUCAUUAAAAACAGUAAGCCCACCCAAAACACUACGCAAAUCCAAUCCACAAAAUCUGAGAUACGCCCCACCAAAAGCUUCUAUAAAAUUUGCAUGGGCUGGGCUUUCCAUUCAAUAUAAGUAUUUAUUUAUAUAUA
This is a messenger RNA of Drosophila eugracilis, 1332 nucleotides long. RefSeq names its product zinc finger protein 239. Gene Ontology annotation, cellular component: nucleus. The record is from RefSeq and is a predicted model, not a curated record. Bases 168 to 1127 code for a protein of 319 amino acids. NCBI's taxonomy places the organism in Eukaryota, Metazoa, Arthropoda, Insecta, Diptera, Drosophilidae. Gene Ontology annotation, biological process: regulation of transcription by RNA polymerase II; central nervous system development. The transcript is spliced from 2 exons. Gene Ontology annotation, molecular function: RNA polymerase II cis-regulatory region sequence-specific DNA binding; DNA-binding transcription factor activity, RNA polymerase II-specific.